UGCCCGAGGAGCGGCCUUGGCCUUCGAGUAAUCAUUUCAACAUUCAUCUACUUCAUUUUUGAAAGAUAUGGAUAUGUGUUGUAAUGCCUAAACCACUUGUUGGAAUCCGACUGCGUUAUCACUUCCGGUUAGACAAAAAACGAUUAAUGUGUCGUUUGUGUCUUAAAUAAUUUGGAAAUUGGAUGCCCUGAGAUGACAAUACUGUACUGAAGGGCAAUGUCUGGUAAGCGCCACAGAAUGCCAUACGUUGCCAAGGUAACACCACCCAAAUUGAUGGUGAGUACCUGCCAUGCUAUGCUGCAGAAGACGGAUCAAGCUUCCAACUCAAGUACCAGCAGUUCUGAUGGUGUUCUGCCAACCUACACAGCCCUGUCCUCCAAGAACCACUGUUGUAAGUUGCUGCUGGGACUGCAGGACCUCCGAAACAAUGAGACUCUGUGUGAUUACUCCAUCCUGGCUGAAGGGGAGGUGAUCCGAGUCCACAAGGCUGUGAUGGCAGCCUGCAGUGACUACUUCCGGGUCAUGCUCUGUGGGGACAUGAAAGAGAGCAGGGAGGGGAGUGUAGACUUGAAGGGCGUCACGUCGAAUGGGUUGCGGGUGGUCGUAGAAUUUGCGUACACGGGUCAGCUGGGACUGACAACGGAGAAUGUAGAGGAUGUUUUGUCAGCAGCCACCCACCUCCAGGUUAGUGAUGCCGUGGAGCUGUGCAGCAAGUACCUGGAGACAGUCAUCACAGUGGAGAACUGUGUCGACAUUCUAAACCUGUCCGAACUGUACUCCCUAUCCUCUAUGCAUACAAAAGCACAGCAAUAUAUGCUAGAAAACUUUGAAAUUGUGGCAGAGUCGGAACAGUAUUUCAAACUUGCCCAUCUUCAACUUGCAGCCAUGCUGGCUGAGAAUUCCCUCCGAGUGGUCUCAGAAUACUGUCUGUUUGAGUUGGUGUUGAUGUGGAUUAAGUACAAACCGGAGGAAAGGGAGAAGUAUGUGGCCAACUUGAUGCGGAAUCUGCGACUGCCGCUGCUCUCAGGGGAAGAGUUGGUCGAAAAAGUGAGUCGAGUGGAGGUGAUGAAAAAGAAUGCAGAAUGCAAUGAGCUGCUAACUCAGGCCAAAGACUACCAUAUUGUUGUCAGCAAACAGCCUCUACUUCAGUCCAGCCGCACACAAGUCAGGUCAGAGCGGAAGAGUUUGGUUAUGUGUCAUGCUCAGAAUCUGGAAAGUUACAAUUUCAAGACGAAGCGACAAGGAUUUCUAAGAGAUGCUACCAUACCUCUAUAUAACCCAUGUGUAGUGGUGGUGGACAACUUCAUGUAUGCAUGUGGUGGGAAGUAUGACAGUACGGAGAACAAUGAGAUUGCCACUGCCAGAUGCUUCAGAUAUGAUCCUCGUUUUGACUUCUGGUACGAGCUCUCUUCCAUGAACGAAGCCAGGAAGGACUUUGUUGUGGUAGCAUACAAUGGUCAACUGUAUGCUAUCGCUGGUCAGGAUGAGAACAUGGUGAUGUGCACAGUGGAGUGUUUCUCCAUAGCAAACAAUGACUGGGAGAUGAGGGCACUGCUCAGUCACUCGGUGUAUGGCCAUGCAGGGACUCUGUGUCAGGACAAACUCUACAUCUCAGGGGGGCAGCGUUUCUCUGGCUGUUGUAACAACCUAGCUUGCUACACGCCCGCCAGUGACUCCUGGGAGGAACGAGCGCCGAUGAUCCACAGCCGUUGCAACCAUGUGAUGGUGGAGGUGAAGGACAAGCUGUACGUCAUUGGGGGAAACAUUGAAGACAGUUACGGCUUUCCCGUUCCAAUCAUUGCCAUUGAAAGGUACUGUCCUGUGGCCAAUCAGUGGACUCUGUGUGAGAGGACGGUCAACAUACGAGAGGCUGGGGCUAGCGUCCUUGACAACAAGGUGUACAUUGUUGGUGGCAUCAAUGGUGAACAUUACUAUUCAGAUCUACUGCAGCUGUAUGAUCCCAUCCUAGAUGAGAUUACAUUGGUAGAGAAAUUCCCAACCAGGAUCUUUGGAAAAGCCUGCUCCAUUCUGACUCUGCCUCAGUAUAUAUGAAACAUGUACAUAAAAUAGUCAUGUUUAGGUUAGGUCUUCGGGAUAUAUUUAGACCUGUACAGAGACAGAUUUUCAGCCCCAAGUAUUCAGCGAUGACAAAAGAAAUUCCCAAUUUGAUGUAAGAACAUAUUUUCAGCCCCAAGUAUGCAGCGAUGACAAAAGAAAUUCCCAAUUUGAUUUAAGAAUGUUCCAUUUCCGCAGGAUCUAUGAAAAUAUGAUCAGUAUCACAAUUUUUUCCCAAUUUACUUAACUUAACUUUUUGAAUGCUAGAUAUAUCUCUAGGUUUGUACAUGUGAACAAUGUGUACCCCACUUCAUCAAGUCGACUAUGGCGCCGCAAUUCAUUGUGCAGAGUGGCGUCCCUUGGGACGCCAGAAACUUAUGAUUGUGGUUACAAAUCCCAAUUUGCCCGAUUAUGUUUCUGGGUUUGUCAGUACCAUACUCACGCUUGU
This is a messenger RNA of Haliotis rufescens (red abalone), 2503 nucleotides long. RefSeq names its product kelch-like protein 26. The record is from RefSeq and is a predicted model, not a curated record. Gene Ontology annotation, molecular function: protein binding. The transcript has 2 exons. NCBI's taxonomy places the organism in Eukaryota, Metazoa, Mollusca, Gastropoda, Lepetellida, Haliotidae. Bases 217 to 2052 code for a protein of 611 amino acids.